Molecule: messenger RNA, 4492 nt
Organism: Telopea speciosissima
Lineage: Eukaryota; Viridiplantae; Streptophyta; Magnoliopsida; Proteales; Proteaceae
Product: ABC transporter G family member 42-like
Exons: 21
Coding region: 1-4380 (1459 amino acids)
Cellular component (GO): membrane
Molecular function (GO): ABC-type transporter activity; ATP hydrolysis activity; ATP binding
Source: RefSeq, a predicted model, not a curated record
AUGGAUGGACUAGCAAGUCAUAACCCGAGUCGGAGCAUAAGCAGGAACAUGAGCAAGAACAGUUGGGGAGUGGAACAUGUGUUUACGGGGUCAAGGAGAAGUGGGCAUGUCGAUGAUGACGAAGAAGCUCUCAGGUGGGCUGCUCUGGAGAAAUUGCCCACCUAUGAUCGCCUCAGAACCACUAUAAUGAAAUCUUUUCUGGAGAAUGAUCAGGACCAAAGCAACAAGUUGAUUCACAAGGAGGUUGAUGUAAGGAAACUUGACAUGAAUGAUCGCCAAGAUUUCAUUGAGAGGAUCUUUAAGGUUGCAGAGAAAGAUAAUGAGAAGUUCUUACACAAGCUUAAGAAUCGAAUCGACAGGGUUGGGAUCCAGCUUCCAACAGUAGAAGUUAGAUUUGAACAAUUGACAGUAGAUGCAGAUUGCUACAUUGGCAGCAGAGCUCUUCCUACGCUUCCGAACGCUGCUCGGAACCUUUCAGAAUCAGCUUUGGGAUUGCUAAGGAUCAAACUUGCCAAAACAACAAAACUCACAGUGUUAAAGAAUGUUUCAGGCAUUACAAAGCCUUCAAGAAUGGCACUUCUGUUAGGCCCUCCAUCCUCUGGGAAGACAUCUCUAUUACUGGCACUUGCAGGAAAGCUAGACCCAAGCUUGAAGGUGAAAGGGAAAGUCACAUAUAAUGGGUAUAGACUUGAUGAAUUUGUGCCACAAAAGACCUCUGCUUACAUUAGCCAGAAUGAUGUUCACAUAGGAGAAUUAACGGUGAAAGAAACACUAGAUUUCUCAGCAAGAUGCCAAGGGGUUGGAUCAAGAUAUGACCUUCUGACUGAGCUUGCAAGGAGAGAGAAGGAUAGAGGCAUAUACCCUGAGGCUGAAGUGGACCUUUUCAUGAAGGCAACUGCAAUGGAAGGAGUUGACAGCUUGAUCACAGACUACACUCUCAGGAUACUGGGGCUUGACAUAUGUCGAGAUACGAUCGUUGGGGAUCAGAUGCAGAGAGGUAUAUCUGGUGGACAGAAAAAACGAGUGACGACUGGAGAGAUGCUCGUAGGCCCCACAAAGACGUUGUUCAUGGAUGAGAUAUCGACGGGUUUAGACAGCUCCACGACCUAUCAGAUAACUAAAUGUUUACAGCAGAUCGUCCACCUCACCCAGGCCACCAUCCUCAUGUCCCUACUCCAGCCUGCUCCUGAGACGUUCGAUAUCUUUGAUGACAUCAUCCUCUUAUCUGAGGGCCAGAUAGUAUAUCAGGGCCCACGAGAGCACAUUCUUGAAUUCUUCGAGAGCCGCGGCUUCCAAUGUCCUGAAAGAAAGGGAACCGCUGAUUUCCUCCAAGAGGUAACCUCAAAGAAGGAUCAAGAACAGUAUUGGGCCGACAAGAGCAAGCCGUACCGGUACGUUUCGGUGAGCAAAUUUGUGAACCGGUUCAAGAGAUUCCAUGCCGGGUUGCGCUUGGAGAACGAGCUCCAGGUACCGUACGACAAGAGCAGGAACCACAAGGCGGCAUUGGUGAUGAACAAGUACUCCAUCCCUAAAAUGGAGCUUCUUAGGGCUUCCUUCAACAAGGAAUGGCUCCUUCUCAAGAGAAAUUCCUUCGUCUACAUCUUCAAGACUGUUCAGAUCAUCAUCGUUGCCGUAAUCGCAUCGACAGCGUUCUUGAGGACCAAAAUGCACACCUCUGACGAAGACGAUGGCUCUGUUUACGUGGGUGCACUGGUCUUUGGUGUGGUAGUCAAUAUGUUUAAUGGCUUCGCAGAGCUCACAAUCACCAUUGCAAGGCUUCCUGUGUUAUACAAGCACAGAGAUCUCCUAUUCUAUCCGGCUUGGGUCUUUACCCUCCCGAACUUUCUCAUUAGGGUCCCUAUUUCCAUUCUUGAAACUGUUAUUUGGAUGAUUAUUACCUACUAUACAGUAGGAUUCGCUCCAGAAGCUAGCAGGUUUUUCAAGCAAUUACUGCUGGUUUUUUUGGUCCAACAAAUGGCUGCGGGUCUCUUUAGGUUCGCAGCUGGAGUGUGCAGAACUAUGACUAUUGCCAACACAGGUGGAUCAUUGAUGCUCCUCGUUGUGUUCUUGCUCGGUGGUUUCAUCCUCCCUCGAGGUGAAAUUCCCAAGUGGUGGAUCUGGGGCUACUGGAUUUCACCUCUCUCAUAUAGUUAUAAUGCUGUUAUUGUGAAUGAGAUGUUUGCUCCAAGGUGGAUGAACAAAUUGGCAUCUGACAAUGUUACAAGGUUGGGUAUUGCUGUAAUGGAGAACUAUGAUGUCUUCCCCGAGAGAAACUGGUUUUGGAUUGGGAGUGCUGCCCUUUUAGGGUUCACAUUCCUCUUCAAUGUUCUUUUCACCCUUGCACUUACGUACCUAAACCCUCUUGGAAGAUCACAAGCAAUUAUAUCCGAAGAAGCAGCCUGUGAGAUGGAGGCCAGCCAAGAAGAAUCGAUGGAAGAACCUAGAAUCAUAACAACAAGGUCAAAGCGAGAAACAGCCCCUCAACCUUUGUCUGUAGCAGAUGGAAACAACACAAGAGAAAUGGCAAUCCGACGAAUGAGUAGCAGAACCAAUGCUAAUGGACUUAGCAGAAAUGCUGAUUCAGUUCUUGAAGUAGCAAAUGGGGUUGCCCCCAGGAGGGGAAUGGUUCUUCCAUUCAUACCUCAAGCCAUGUCCUUUGACAAUGUGAAUUACUAUGUCGACAUGCCUCAGGAAAUGAAGGAUCAAGGGGUGUCAGAAGACAGACUCCGUUUACUUAGGGAAGUGAAAGGGGCAUUUAGGCCUGGCAUCCUGACGGCAUUGAUGGGAAUCAGUGGGGCUGGAAAGACAACAUUGAUGGAUGUUCUUGCAGGCAGAAAGACAGGGGGAUACAUUGAAGGUGAUAUCAGAAUCUCAGGUUUCCCUAAGAAGCAAGAAACCUUUGCAAGAAUAUCAGGUUACUGCGAACAGAAUGAUAUCCACUCCCCCCAAGUCACCGUUAGGGAAUCCCUGAUCUACUCUGCUUUCCUCCGUCUCCCAAAAGAAAUCAGCAAAGAGGAAAAGAUGAAAUUUGUGUAUGAAGUGAUGGAACUAGUAGAACUUGACAAUCUCAAGGAUGCUAUAGUGGGGCUUCCAGGGAUUACUGGUCUGUCAACCGAACAACGGAAGAGGUUGACAAUUGCUGUGGAGCUUGUUGCUAAUCCUUCAAUCAUCUUUAUGGAUGAACCAACAUCAGGACUUGAUGCAAGGGCAGCUGCUAUUGUCAUGAGAACUGUGAGGAACACGGUUGACACUGGCAGAACAGUUGUCUGCACGAUUCAUCAACCUAGCAUCGAUAUCUUUGAAGCUUUUGAUGAGCUGCUACUGAUGAAAAGAGGAGGACAACUAAUCUAUGCUGGAUCUUUGGGUCAAAAUUCUCAAAAGAUUAUUGAGUACUUUGAGGCUAUUCCUGGGGUCCCAAGAAUCAAAGAGAAUUACAACCCUGCAGCAUGGAUGCUGGAAGCAAGCUCUAUCUCAACUGAAGUUCGGCUUGGAAUUGAUUUUUCUGAGUACUACAAAUCAUCACCUUUGUAUCAGCGGAACAAGGCGUUAGUUAAGGAUUUGACCGCCCCAGCCCCUGCAGCGAAAGAUAUCUAUUUUCCUACUAAAUAUUCUCAAUCAACAUGGGAGCAGUUCAAAUCUUGCCUUUGGAAGCAGUGGUGGACUUAUUGGAGAAGCCCAGAUUACAACCUUGUCAGAUUUAUCUUCACCUUUGCUUGCGCCCUUAUGAUUGGGACAAUCUUCUGGAAGGUUGGCUCUAAAAGGGAGAGUUCAAUAGACUUAACCAUGAUUAUUGGAGCCAUGUAUGCGUCUAUCUUUUUUGCUGGAAUCAACAAUUGCUCAACUGUACAACCAGUCGUCGCCAUUGAAAGAACAGUAUUCUACCGAGAAAGAGCUGCUGGGAUGUACUCUGCCUUACCAUAUGCUAUUGCACAGGUGGUCACUGAAAUACCAUAUGUAUUUGUGCAAUCCACAUAUUACAUGCUAAUUGUGUAUGCUAUGGUCAGCUUCGAAUGGACAGCAGCAAAGUUCUUUUGGUUUUUUUUCAUAAGCUUCUUCUCCUUUCUUUACUUUACUUACUAUGGAAUGAUGACAGUGGCAAUCACACCAAACCACCAAGUUGCAGCAAUUUUUGCAGCUGCUUUCUAUGGUCUCUUUAACCUCUUCUCAGGUUUCUUCAUCCCCAAAUCAAGAAUUCCAAAGUGGUGGAUCUGGUAUUACUGGUUUUGCCCAGUGGCUUGGACAGUUUAUGGGCUCAUAGUGUCACAGUAUGGAGACAUGGAGCAAGACAUCACAUUGCCUGGAGGGAACAGACAGAGCAUUAAGACCUAUGUGGAAGAACACUUUGGGUACGAUACUGGUUUUAUGGGUCCAAUUGCAUGAGUUCUUGUCAGUUUCGCAGUCUUCUUCGCAUUUAUAUUUGCAUUUGCCAUUAAGGCAUUGAACUUCCAACAAAGGUAGAAUUAUAGGGAACAAUAUGCCAUACGUAGAGCAU